Messenger RNA from Sitophilus oryzae (rice weevil), 2109 nucleotides. Its product is annotated as zinc finger BED domain-containing protein 5-like. Lineage: Eukaryota; Metazoa; Arthropoda; Insecta; Coleoptera; Curculionidae. The record is from RefSeq and is a predicted model, not a curated record. Bases 1 to 2109 code for a protein of 702 amino acids. The transcript is spliced from 2 exons.
AUGGAGGUAAGAAGCAUACUGAUGAACGAAUGGCAAAAGGGGUGGGAUUUAGAUGGAUAUGGUAGAUGGACAGAUAUCUCAGAUCCAGACAUUAAUACCUGGUUGAACACUGGCGUGGUAGUGGCACUGUGCAAACACCUUUUUGUGCCAGUCCGCGCCAGCCUUGUGGAUACGUCUAAGUACGUUGUGACAGUCACUGGUGUACCUAGAAAACAAGAGGUAGAGGAAGAUCCAACCAUCAGUCAAGAUGAAACUGUUGAAGGGAUUUGGAGUAAUGCUAGCAGCGAUGAGCCGUCAACUUCAAGUUUUGUUCCCGUUGCGAAUAAGAAAAUUAAAAUUAGAAAAUAUUGCCCAGAAUAUUUAUCCUAUGGUUUUGCUUCCACUGGGGAUCCUAGUGCGCCAAACAGCCAGUGUGUAAUUUGUUUUAAGACUUUCAGCAACAGUUCAUUAGCUCCAGCGAAACUUCUAAGACACUUACAAACAAAUCAUAGUGAAUACAAGGACAAACCUGUGGAUUUUUUUCAACGCAAGUUAGUGGAAAUGAAUAAAAGUAAAAAGAAUUUAUCGUCUUUAGUGGGUAGCAGCAUUAAUGAAAAAGCAUGUAAAGCCUCAUUUCAAGUAAGUUACCGCAUAGCUAAGGCUGGAAAAGCGCAUAUAAUUGCCGAAACACUUAUUAAACCUUGUUUAAUAGAUGUUGUCGAAACCAUGAUUGGUGAAAAGUUUAGUAAUAGUGUAAAAAUGCUGCCACUUUCAAACGAUACUGUUCAUAGGAGAAUUUAUGAAAUUAGUAACGAAAUAGAAAAUACAGUUAUUCAACGGAUAAAAGGUAGUGGUUGGUAUGCACUACAGCUUGAUGAAACAACAGACGUGGCAGGGUGUGCAGUAUUGCUUGUUAUUGUGAGGUACAUACACAACAACUCUGCAGAAGAAGAAAUGUUACUUUGCAAACCUUUGAAGACCCAUACAACCGGCGAGGAAAUUUUUAAGAUGAUCGAUUCUUAUAUCACUGAAAAAGAACUUAAUUGGAAUCAGUGCAUUAAUAUCUGCACUGACGGUGCAAAAGCAAUGACUGGUAAAUAUUCUGGAUUUGUUGCACGUGUUAAAAAUGUCGUUCCAGAAAUUGAAAGUAGCCAUUGUAUUAUUCAUAGACAAGCAUUGGCAGUAAAAAAAAUUCCUCCCGUUCUUAAAAACGUUUUGGAUGAAGCAGUAAAAAUUGUAAAUUUUAUAAAGUCCAGGCCUCUAAAUUCACGAAUUUUUGCUGUUCUUUGUGAAGAAAUGGGUAGCCAAUUCACCACGCUUUUGCUUCACACCGAAGUGCGAUGGUUAUCGCGAGGAAAAGUAUUGGUUCGCCUGUUUACUCUGCGAAAUGAGGUGAUGGUGUUUCUUAAUGACUCUUCAUUUGAAUUAUCAUCAAGAAUAACUGACAUCAAGUGGUUACAAUGUUUGGCAUAUCUUGCCGAUGUCUUUUCAAGCCUUAAUGAAUUAAAUUUAUCACUCCAGGGAACUUCUGUAACAGUAAUCUCCUUAUAUGACAAAAUCCAGGCCAAGUUAAAUAAAAUACAGUUUUGGGAAUCGUGUAUAAACAGAGGAAUCUCGGAGUGCUUUCCUACACUGCAUGAUUUUGUGUGUGAGUCGAAGACUGCAUUGUCAGCAGAAAUCACUUCGGAGAUAAUAAACCAUCUUCAGAACCUACAAGUUUCAAUCAGAGAAUAUUUUCCAAGACGAGAAGAGGAUCUUGAUUGGGUUCGCAAUCCAUUCUCAGUCCCAGUCGAAAAGUUUCAUCAAACCCUAACUGUAAAACAAAUUGAACAACUUAUUGAUGUUGCUGCCGAUGGAAACCUUAAAACUACUUUCAACUCGGCUACAUUGUUGCAGUUUUGGGCCCAGCUUAGAAGUGAAUAUCCAGAAUUAGCCAAUUUUGCUGUUAAAAAAUUGUUGCCGUUUGCUACAACUUACCGUUGUGAAGUAGGGUUUUCGAAGUAUGCUCUUACAAAAACCGACUUAAGAAGUAAACUUAAUCCUGAAGCAGAUAUGCGGAUACAACUUUCAAACAUUGAACCCGAUAUCGACAAACUUGUAUCAAACAAACAGGCCCAUCCUUCGCAUUAA